This is a messenger RNA of Clunio marinus, 228 nucleotides long. The record is from the annotation of a GenBank genome assembly. Lineage: Eukaryota; Metazoa; Arthropoda; Insecta; Diptera; Chironomidae.
AUUUGUGGGAAAUGUUAUAAACUCAUUGCGCCGUUUCUUCAUCAUAUAAAGUGUCACGAUAAUAGAUUCGAUUUUCCUUGUCGUUACUGUGAAAAGAAGUUUCGAGUAAGUCGUGAUCGGAUGCUUCAUGAACGAACACAUACUGGAGAUUUUUUUCUUUGCACAAUCACAACUCUGAGAAAUCUUGCUCAAAAUGAUAUGAAGAAGUUAAUGGACAGAAAAAGAUGA